Molecule: messenger RNA, 5304 nt
Organism: Fusarium sp. VM40
Lineage: Eukaryota; Fungi; Ascomycota; Sordariomycetes; Hypocreales; Nectriaceae
Source: the annotation of a GenBank genome assembly
AUGGAGUUAUUACCAGCGCUUCAGCUAUCCAGCAUCAUCGUUCGCUACUUCAACUUUGUUGGAAAUCUCGCAACUGCCGCUUCACUCGCCAAGAUCCAGCCACAAGAUUUCCGGCUCCAACAUGUUCACGACCAGUUCUCCAAAAUCAUGUCAGAAUUCCAAGAUGUCUUUACCAAGUUGAAUAAGGAGCAUCGUAGAGCCACAGAAUCAAAGUUUGCUGCAAUAUAUAGUUGUGCGGUUUUCUGCGCUCGCGACUGCAAUACUAUACUUGGGGGCAUCGAAGCAUCAAUUCAAAAAACGGCCACUUGCCCUGAAACUGGGAUACAGUAUGCGGCAAUGGUCGUCCGUGUAUUCGCAUCAGGUUCUCAGCAGGGCCUUAGGGUUAGGGUUAAGGAACAUGUUCUUCCUGAAGCUUUUCGUUUGGCUAACGAUAUCCUGCAGCAUGCACUAAGCCAACUUCAAGACACCAGGCAACGGUUUGGUACUUCUCUUACCGCAGAAUCCGCAGAUUUUCAAAAAUUGCAGAGCUCUGCUAGCCUUCUUCAGGUUCAGGUUGGCGGACUCAGCAUAGUCUCCCGUGGAACAGAGACUUGUGACGACUUCUUCGAUAAGCUAACGCAACUGUUAUCCGAUCUUGAGCGUGUUCAGAAAACGAUGCAAGUGCUGCACGAGCUCGACUAUCGUGAGAGGCUACAACGUCAUGAUAGAAUCUCGGAAGCCCACAAAGGAACUCUUGCAUGGGCCUUGAACCAAGGCCAUGAGGACGAUCCCAACAACUCAUCGACAUCGCUCAGUAGUUGGCUUACUUGUGAAAAAAGCCUUGCUUGGGUUACGGGAAACCCUGGCUCCGGUAAAUCUGUAUUGAUGAAGUUUGUUGCCGAUCAUCAAGAUACCCGAAAACUCCUCAAGACGUGGGCCGGAGAGAGAGAAGUACUAGUCAUCAGUCACUAUUUCGAUGCCCUGGGUACACCAUAUCAAAGAUCACUCGAAGGGCUUCUAAGAUCACUCGUAUAUGGCAUCAUAAGUGCAAAACCAACAUUGGGUAGUGAGCUACUACCAAAUGUAUGGGAGCCUUCAUCGAUUGCCUCUCUGCCGACUACGUUCGAUUUUGCAUCCAUCAUGGAUCGGAUAGCAAACAAUGCCUUCCCGGUCAAUGUAUGUUUCUUCAUUGAUGGCUUAGACGAGUAUGGUGGCGAGGAUACAUAUCUGUGUCAACUGAUAGCGAACAUCGCUCGCUUGCCUUUCGUCAAGAUAUGCGUCUCUAGCAACACCCUUCCUGUAUUUGAAAACAAAUUAGGCAACUUGUGUGAAACGAAACUGGCACUACACAAAGUCAACCGCGACGACAUUUACCACUACAUCAAAGAUCAGAUAUAUCAACGCAGGACUCCCUCUUCAGGUCCUAGCUACCAACAAUCUGGGGCUAUUGCUGAUAAAUCACAAGGGAUAUUUCUUUGGGCGGUGUUGGCAAUUCGUCUCCCCCUUGAUAUUUUCAGCCAUGUCCAGAGUUACAAAGACAUCCCCUGUGAUUUGAGUGAGUUGGUGAGGCUUACUAUGGAGUCUGUGGACUUUCGUCGACAUGAAGCAAUGGCGGGAAGUCUCAUAAUGGCUCGUGAUGAGCAAUUCUUACCGGCAGAGAUUAUUUUCUUUCACCAAACAGGAUAUAAUAUCGAAGACUUGAGGUUCUCGCUCUCAAGAGACAAAGAGCCACUUACAUCUGGGGGCGAAAGUUCACGAAAUCAAAUUUUCGCUGCAAAAAUACGCCUCCGUCUCAAACAGACGUGCAAUGAUCUAUUGGAAGUCCGCGAUGGGGGAGUGGUAUUCAUGCAUCGUGUGAUUCUUGAUUUAAUGUAUAAUCACAACAUCUCUGACUCCUUGCUCACGAAGGCUGGGAGAAACUUUGACUCCGACUUUUCGAUAUUCAAGGCAUCGAUAUCUUGGUUCAAACAACGGCGUUAUCAAAGUGGCAAACUUCAAGGCUCAAAAGCAGCUCCUCAAGCCAUCAGUCUGGCAUAUAUGGAAAGCCUCAUGAAGUUCCUUGCUACUCAUAGCGACGACGUAUCAAGCUUCCGUAACCUACAGCUUAAACCAUCCGAGGUUUACGCUUUGAGUAGAGCUGUCAACUUUAGAGGUGGAUGUGAUAGCGUUUGUAGGGAUGCAGCAUGGCCCAGUAUUGCCCGAGACUUGGGGUACACGGACGAGACUGCACUAUCAACUGCUGAAACCUUCAAGUAUACCUACAAGACCUGGAUCCGUCUGUACGAAAAUCACAUGUACCGCCAGAGGUUGGGAGAACGCGAUCCAAUGGAAGAUAUAUUAGAUCUUGCUGACAGUUUGAAACUGAGUUUGAAAUUCGCACGUCGUUGUGAUCAAAAGGAGACGCAGGUUGCGUCCGUGAUGUGGGAAAUUCUUGAUAAUGCCGAGGAAAGCCUGUUGGCCAUGGCUGCCAGAGGGCAAUACAACACAAUCGAUCUCUCUAUGAUGAGGGGCAUAUACCGGCAUCUGGUCAUUGAAGCUGGCAUCGAGGGUUACCUUAGGAAUAAGGUUUUAGAAGACCCAGGAUACUUCGACAACGAGUAUUCAAAGGCUUAUCGAUCGCCCUUGUACUCAGCGCUUGGAGUGACACCUCGUUUCCUCUGCGGUGGAAAGCCGAGAGCAAGGCAUUACAACAAGUGGCUAAUUGAGGACCUUCUUAUCCUUGGACAUGACCCCAACAAGACCUACAGGGGAGGAGAGACACCAUUCUCAGCAUUUGUUGAUCAUUGUAUCCCUGUUACACUAUCUGAUCCUCCUUUGCAGUUUGACGCCCGCAAUCUCAUUAUGGAUAUCGAGAUGCUCAGCCUUAUGCUUCUUCAUGGGGCAAACUCGGAAACUUACACUGAAGUACGCGACCAAAAGUCUAGAAAGUGGCGCGUUCCAGUUUGGUUCAAGGUCCUGAAACUGGCACCAUGUAUAGAAACUCCUUAUCAAGAUAUGUUCGAACGCGUGUUCGACAUGAUACUGGAGCACUCUUCUACUCUGCCACAUGCCCAAGCACUACUGGAACUCAAAUCUGGAGGCGAGACAUUUCAAUGGAUUCCCUAUCCUAUUUGGAAAAUCUGCAAAGAUAACUUCGAGCUACAUACAAUCACAGAGGAUUCUAGUCCAUCUGAUGCUUAUUUCGUAUUCAGGAUCUUUUCGAAAGUUUGCGAAAGAACUGCGAAGGACUUGGAAACAUCACAUUGCACUAAGCAGUAUCUUUCUCACUGCUUUUGGCCUAAUCAUCCAGAACUCGCUCACCAGAUGUCAUAUUCGACCCCUAUAAAUGAGUUGAGAACAGUAGGUCACACAACCAACAGUUCAUUCACGCCUGGGGGGAGUGCAGAGAGCUUGAGUUACCGGAUAUCUACAUCCGCAACUUCGAUCGAGCUUCCCGGGACAGGGGUCGACUCGGGACACCAAAAGGGUGGUGAUACAGAUGGCAGUAACAUCGGUCUUUUUAUGGAGGAUAGUAAUAUCGACGAUGUCUGCUCAAUCCAGUCAAUCGACGAUGACAUUCAGUCGAAAAUUAGUAGUAUUGCAAGAACACCUCACACCAUAGCUGCGGAACGUCAGGUUGGUGAUCUUCUGUCUCGUCACCCAGAAAUUCGCUUCAUCCUUGACGCAUCUGGGGAUAUCAUGCCAAAGGAUAGACUCAAACGCAACAUUCGGAGAUCACUCAAGCUUUUGUACCUGGAGCUCAGAAAAGAGGCUCAAGACAACGUCCAGGUGCAGGUCCUGACAGCACGAAUGCUUAAAGGACGGGGAUCCCGCACAAGAAUAUCAGAACGAGCUGUCAACGACGAACUCACAGUGGCUCCUCUUGAAAAUGAAGAUCAAGAUCAUAGUAAUCGCCUAGACUUUCGCAAGGACAGAGAGUUCCUGGAUACCUGGCUUUCGCAAGUACAAUUAUCCCAAAGAUUGGAAGAUGACUCUCUAAAAGCCCAGCUAAAAGACGAUACUAUGAGAGAUACUGCCACAGAAAGUGACUAUGGCACAAGUGAGGACAGUUUAAGUGACUCAGAAGAAUUUCAAGCAGUUCAGCUCGCCCAAGAUUUUCUAAUGAACGGCGCUCCCUUUCUUGCUUUUCUUACGCAUCUUGGUCUUUCUUUAUUGCCUGAUCAUCUAAGACAGGUCAUGCAACUGGCAUCCUGGGACAAUAUAGAGCUUAUCGACACCCCGUUCGAGAUCUCGACUAUUGACCAAAUCAAGUCGUUCGCCGAGAAUUUGACUGGUAGUCCUUGGAACUGGUGGCCAAUGAAUACACCUAAGGUCCCGCUACAGAGAGGCUAUAUACGAAUGAACUGGCAUUGUCAUUGCGGCAAGCUAUUCUGGGUUGAUGUCACCCCUACCCAGGCUCGAAUAAUUGGGAGAAUAGUCAAUGACCCUACUUCUUUCGUCAAUGACUAUUGCAAGGUUAUUCACAGCGGACAAACUAUCUUUCAAAAGUUAAGGGGUUGGUUCAGCUGGAAUUCGGAUACGAUUUUACCUGUUUCGGUGCCCUCUUCUCAAGCCAACCAGCCAUCUAUAUUCAAUAGGGGGAUCAAGGAUCAAGAUCAAGGAGAAGCAACCACUACCGCACACUCUCACAGUCCGCCUAAAACCGUCGAAGGCUUGAGAAUCUUGUUCGGGGUCCCCAUGGGGCUUAAGACACUUCAUGUAAUCCCAAUCCCAGUAAAACCGCAACCGGGGGAAAAGGUUUUUCCAUUGUUACAAGAACAAUACCGAAGAAUACGAGGGCGUUGGAGAGCUUGGUUCUCUUUUUGGCAGCUUAGCCACUGCGACUUUGUCAAGUUUGAGAGCAUUGCGCGCAAUGUUGUUGUUGCUUGCGGUCAGGAUUUACCAAAAGCCAACGAUCUAGACUACGAAUAUGCACCAAAGCCACCGCAGGCAUCGAUACCUCCUGUUCAUCCACAUGUUUUUGAGGCUGCGUUUAACAGCUGUGCCGGGGGCAAAUGUCGUUACCCCUUUCCUUUCCACGACUGUUACGAGUUUGAAGAGACCGCUUACAUACAACGUAUCCCGAAGAAGAAGACGCCGCUUUCUUCUGAAGUCAACGAUGUCCCUAUUUGGGGGCUUGAGGCCCGGCACUGUAUUUCUUGCAUUCAUGUUAUUCUGUAUCAUUUGCUUAUUCUAAUACCUCCCUUUGCCCUAUGGGGAUGGUGGUUGAGUUUGCAUCCUGAUGAUAUCCAGAGUGCAUCAGUUCCCAUGACUGUUGUAUUGGCCAUGAUUUCUAUGUUCUGGAGUGCUACUGGGAUUGUGAAGCAGUUUCGAGGUGAGCUAUGA